AUGAAAGGUCGUUCUCAUCAACAUGCACGUCAUGCGAAGCGCGCCGAAUUAAAUCAGGAAGAUAUCAUGGCAGCACCAAUUGAGGUCAGGCAACCAGAUCCAGAACCAGCUUUACAAACAAUUGUAUCGGUUGUUUAUGUCACCGCUUCACCAACCUUUAGCGGAUCGAUCGCAGGUUACUCAACGGUCGGACAAGAAGAUGAAACAACAUCAUCGGCUGAAGAGACACACUCCUCAACUAAAACUACAGCCGCCAAGACCACUGCUACUUCUUCAAGUGCAAGUCACACAACCACUUCUGCCUCGACUCUGAAAACCUCCGCUUCCAGUUCUUCCACUUCUUCCGAACUUCCCAGUUCCCUCGUCGCCACUACGUCGGUAGGAAGUUCGGUUGCUCUUCUCGCAGCCACCGAUAAUGUACCGACAAGCACCGCAGUCGCCUCCUCUACGGGUGCUUCCUCGGCCAAUGCUUCCUCCACUGCUGCAGCAGAUACAUCGAGUUCCGGUAUGAGUGCUGGUGGUAAAGCAGGAUUGGUUAUUGGUAUUUUGUUAUUGUUUGGAGUUGGACUUGCUCUCCUUUUAUUUUUCUUCAGAAAGAAGAAGCAAGCGGCCAAGGCUGAACGUCUUGAUGAUGAGAAAUCUGCCAUGGUAGCGUCAUCAGCUCGUCGCGCGGAAGCCACACGCGUAGAAGUUCAACGUCAAGCAAGUCAACGUUCAAAUGGAGGAGGAGCAGCUGCAGCAACAGCCGCUCAUCGUCUAUCUCUCCGCCCUGUGACACAAUUCCAACCCUUCAAUGAGAAAACUGGAGCCAGUCAAGCACCUUCUCAAAUGGGUGGCAUGUUAACCCCAGUGUCAACUGCGCCUAGCUAUCACUCACAACAACCUCAAGACCAGAACAGGAACAAUCCAUUUGGUAACCACGCUGAAUCUAUCGAUACCCCUAACACCAAUGGCCCACCUAUUAUCGAAGGUUUCAACGACGGAGGUGAAGUAAUUGCUACUUCUGCUGUCGUUGCUGCUGCUGCAUCGUCUCAUGCUUCUAAUUCUCCAGCUCCAGCCCCUCUCAAGCCAGUUGGUUUAGCUCGUAGUGCUUCUAAAGCCGGUAAUGGUCUCAAAAUGGAUUUCACUACUAAGCCCAACACAGUUUUGAGCCCACCAAGUCCUUCUGGUUCUGAAUUCAGUACUGCAUCAGGUGCUACUCAAGCUCAAUCUGUAACCGGUUUGGCUAUUGCUGCAGCUGGAGGUCCUCCUAAUACUACUGUUCACCGAGUUCAACUUGAUUUCGUUCCUUCCAUGGAUGAUGAACUUGAAUUGAAAGCUGGCCAAUUGAUCCGAAUUUUGCAUGAAUAUGAUGAUGGAUGGGCUCUUUGCAUUCGUCUCGAUCGUUCUAAACAAGGUGUCGUUCCUCGAACUUGUCUCUCUACUCGUCCUGUUAAACCACGCCCUCAACAACCUGGUCCUCAGCAACGUCCCAUGUCACCUGGUAUGAAUCAAGGUCCUCCUCGCGUUCCGAACAAGGAUGGCGGUCCACCUUAUCCAUCUUCUCCAAUGAGACCAAAUGGACCACCCAAUGGACCUCCAAGACCCAUGGGACCAAAUGGACAAGGCCCUCCCCGUGGCCCUGGCAUGAAGCAAGGUCCCCCGAGAUCUAUGUCCCCAGCUGGACCACCAAGACCAAUGGGUCCAAAUGGACAAGGCCCUCCUCGUGGCCCUGGUAUGAUGCAAGGUCCUCCAAGAUCCAUGUCACCAGCUGGUAAUAGACCCAUGACUCCACAAGGUCAACGACCAAUGGUCCCUCCCAAUCACCCAAAUCAACAAAGACCAAUGACACCUCAAGGCUCAUCUGCUCCAAGACCAAUGACUCCACAAGGUCAGGCGACCGAACAACGACCAACCACUCCACCAAAUCAUGAAGUGGCUCCACAAAGUGAAGGACGUGCUCGAAGUGAUUCGGAUACCGAUCCUAUCUCUAGACAACCAAGUCCUACAUUGAUUACAUCCGCGCCAACAGAUAGUCCUUCAUCUCCACCAUCUGCUCCAAACAUCAGAAGUCCAGUGGAGCGAAAGCCUGUUCCAGGUCAAGCCCUGUAA
Messenger RNA from Botrytis deweyae, 2091 nucleotides. RefSeq lists its product as uncharacterized. Bases 1 to 2091 code for a protein of 696 amino acids. The transcript has 2 exons. Gene Ontology annotation, molecular function: protein binding. NCBI's taxonomy places the organism in Eukaryota, Fungi, Ascomycota, Leotiomycetes, Helotiales, Sclerotiniaceae. The record is from RefSeq and is a predicted model, not a curated record.